GUCAAGCUAAGGCCUAUGCUGCAGUGGAAGGGGGCGGUGACAGAAAAGCCUAUAUUUUAAUAUUUACCCCUUUCAUUUUUCUGUUUUUGACAAGUGCUAAAACAAACCUGAAUUCGAGUCGGUGUUUGGCCCCCGCAGCAGGCGCAGCCGGUGGUUCGCUUGGUUCCGUUGGCCGGUCUCGGUUCGCUCUGCAAUGUUAGCUUAACAUGAAAGCUAAAGAGCUGCAUCACCAUGGAAACACACUCUGAACCCAUGCGUUUCUGCUCGCCAUGACGCCCAGCAGAGGAUUCUGGGAUUGAUGUGGGACUCCCCCUGAUGGCCUGGAUUGGGUCUCGGCCGGCCUGCUGAAGCCAUGGGAGGCUGCUGGAGCUGCCUGUACAGAGACGCACUCCCAGAGAACCACCCCACCAAGUUUAAGGUGACGAAUGUGGAUGAUGAAGGGAACGAGUUGGGCUCAGGAACGAUGGAGCUCACUCAGACCGAGCUCAUCCUGCACACCAGGAAGAGAGACGCCGUGCGGUGGCCCUACCUCUGCCUCCGUCGUUACGGCUAUGACUCCAACCUCUUCUCCUUCGAGAGCGGCCGGCGCUGCCAGACCGGGCAGGGAAUCUUUGCAUUUAAGUGUUCGCGGGCGGAGGAGAUCUUUAACCUGCUGCAGGAGCUCAUGCAGUGCAACAGCAUCAACGUGGUGGAGGAACCUGUCCUAAUCACACGCAGCGGGCACACUCCAGAGCUGGACCUGCCCUGUACACCACAGACACCCAACACUCCAGCAUACACAGUGCAGGGGUUCCCCAACGGAUAUCCGGGGUACCCCAUUAGCGCAGAGUCCUCCCACCCCUCAUCCGGCCAGCCCUCCGUGGCUGAUGAGCAUAGCCACAACCUCAUGGGCCUGGACGAGCAGGCCCACACGUAUGUGAACACAGCCAGUGUGGACGCAGAGAUCCGGGGGCGGCACUGUGUGCACUCCCUGCCCGAGGUGCGCCCCACUCCCUUCCCUGAGCCCCCCAGGGGUGUGGCUCCCAGCAUGCACUGCUGCCCGCUGGAGGAGCACGAGGACCCGCAGGUCUUCCUCCAGACGGCCUCUCAGGAGGCCAAGUUCAUGCUGGGCCCCACGCCCGCCCAGCGCCGCUUCCUGGAGCUGGAGCGCGAGAGGCGUGCCCAUCACUCCCACGGGGGCGGGGCCUCCGAGCUGGAGGGCGGGGCCCAGCCUCUGCACGCGCACAACCAGCACCCUUAUCACCACCACCACCUCCACCUGCCCCCGCGCCAGCCCCACCCGGGCCCCGCGGAGCACCCGGGCCCCGCGGAGCACCAGGGCUGCCCGCUCACGCGCCUCACCUACGAGAACAUCAGCGGCCUGCGUGGGCCCGGCCGGAGGGGCGGGGCGGGGCGCAGCCGGGCGUGUCCCCUGCCUCUGUCCCACUCGGGCGGCUCCAGCAGCAGCAGCAGUGGAGGGGGGGAAGGCUCCGGCCACGCCCACCCCCACCCGCACGUCCACCCCCACCCCCACCCUCACCCCCACCCGCUGCCUCCCCAGGCAUACGGCUGUGAGCGCGGCUGCCACCGCAAGACGGCCCUGCUCAACUACGAGAACCUGCCCUCUCUGCCCCCUGUGUGGGAGUACCGGGCCCUGCAGCGCGAGGAGGAGGAGGAGCCGGACGAGGAGGAGGAAGAGGAGGAUGAGGAGGAGGAGGAGGAGCAGGAGGACGAUGAGUAUGAGGAGGAGGACUAUGAGGAGUAUGAGUUCUCUGAGGGACCCGGCACGCCCAACGGCUACCACCAGGACCGUCUCCACGGCGACCACCAGGACCGUCUCCACGGCGACGCCAUGCGCAACUACGUGAACACGGAGCGUGUGCAGCUGGGCUCCCGCCGGCCGGCCUGUCUCCCCCGCAGACAGCAGUGCCCGGGGGGCGGGCCGGGGGGGCCGGGGGGGGUGUUCAGCUUUGAUUUCCACCGGGGAGCGGGCAGUGCCGGGGCAGGGGGCUGUGAGCACGGACACCUGCCCCAGUCCCGCCAGCUCAACUACAUACAGGUGGACCUGGACGGGGAGGCAUCGCGCCAGGACCCGACCCAGCCCGGCCCGGUCCCGCCCGCCGCCCCGCCCGCCCGCCGCAGCGAGUUCUACGCCGUCAUCGACCUGAAGAAGACCGCCGCCAUGUCCAACCUGCAGAAGGCCCUGCCCCGCGAUGACGGAACCUCCCGGAAAACCCGCCACAACAGCACGGACCUGCCACUCUGAGCGAGAGAGACUCUCCCAGAAGGUAAUGGGCACUCAAACUCCACCCUUGAACGCAGAGGCUGGUUUAUGGGCGGCCACCCAUCCAGGCGAUCACAUGACACUCACGGAC
Molecule: messenger RNA, 2354 nt
Organism: Conger conger (European conger)
Lineage: Eukaryota; Metazoa; Chordata; Actinopteri; Anguilliformes; Congridae
Gene: frs3
Product: fibroblast growth factor receptor substrate 3
Exons: 8
Coding region: 353-2245 (630 amino acids)
Biological process (GO): cell surface receptor protein tyrosine kinase signaling pathway
Cellular component (GO): cytoplasm
Source: RefSeq, a predicted model, not a curated record